This is a messenger RNA of Myotis daubentonii (Daubenton's bat), 1394 nucleotides long. It is a transcript of the gene ABRAXAS1, whose product is annotated as abraxas 1, BRCA1 A complex subunit. Lineage: Eukaryota; Metazoa; Chordata; Mammalia; Chiroptera; Vespertilionidae. The record is from RefSeq and is a predicted model, not a curated record. Gene Ontology annotation, biological process: protein K63-linked deubiquitination; attachment of spindle microtubules to kinetochore; mitotic spindle assembly. Gene Ontology annotation, cellular component: nucleus. Gene Ontology annotation, molecular function: microtubule binding; polyubiquitin modification-dependent protein binding.
GCCCUGCCUUACGGCUGUGCGGCCUCAGACAGGGAUCGGACCUGGCGCGCUCCUAGGGGUUCCCCGCUGUGGCGGCCCAAGCAUGGAGGGCGAGAGUACGUCGGCGGUGCUUUCGGGCUUCGUGCUCGGCGCGCUGUCCUUCCAGCACCUCAACACGGACUCGGACUCGGAAGGUUUUCUCCUUGGGGAAGUGAAAGGUGAAGCCAAGAAUAGCAUUACUGAUUCCCAAAUGGAUGAUGUUGAAGUUAUUUAUACAAUAGACAUUCAGAAAUAUAUUCCAUGUUAUCAGCUUUUCAGUUUCUACAAUUCUUCUGGUGAGUUAAAUGAGCAAGCACUGAAGAAAAUACUAUCAAGUAUCAAAAAGGAUGUGGUGGGUUGGUACAAAUUCCGACGCCAUUCAGACCAGAUCAUGACAUUUAGAGAAAGACUGCUUCACAAAAAUUUACAGCAGCAUCUUUCAAGCCGGGAACUUGUUUUUUUGCUAUUAACACCAAGUAUAAUAACAGAAAGCUGUUCUACUCAUCGGCUGGAGCAUGCCUUAUAUAAACCACAGAAAGGACUUUUUCAUAGGAUACCUUUAGUGGUGGCCAACCUGGGCAUGUCUGAACAACUAGGUUAUAAAACUGUAUCAGGUUCCUGUACAUCCACUGGUUUUAGCCGAGCAGUAAAAACACACAGCCCUGAGUUUUUUAAAGAAGAUGGAUCUUUAAAGGAAGUACACAAGAUAAAUGAAAUGUAUGCUUCUUUACAAGAGGAGUUAAAGAGUAUAUGCAAACAAGUAGAAGAGAGUGAAGAAGCAGUAGAGAAACUACUAAAGGAUGUAAACAGAUUAAAACAAGAAAUUAAAAAAAGAAAACAAGCACAGAUUCAAGCAGCACGAGAGAAGAAUGUCCAAAAAGACCCUCAGGAGAACAUUAUUCUUUGUCAAGCUUUACGGACCUUUUUUCCAGAUUGUGAAUUUCUUCACUCAUGUGUUAUCUCCUUGAAAAAUCGGCAUAUCUCUAAAAGUAGCUGUAAUACCAGUCACCAACUCAAUGUGGUGGACAACCUGACCUUAAUGGUAGAAUACACUGACAUUCCUGAAGCUAGUCCAGCUAGUAUUGCACGGCAAGAGAGGAAGCGUAAAGCUUUAGAUACAGAUGAUAGAUGGCAAUUCAAGAAGUCACGGCUGUUGGAGAUACAAAGUCAACCAUCUAAAACAGAUACUGAUAGUAGCAACCAAGAAAAAUCAUCCACAAGCAGCCCAGAAACAGAUGAGGAGAUUGAGAAAAUGAAGGAUUCUGGUGACUAUCCAAGGUCUCCUACAUUUUGAUCUUUUCAGGCCAAAAGAUUUUUGAUCAGCUGUGUUUGGCUAUUUGCAGUAAUGCAUUAAAAAAAAAAAAAAAAAAAAAAAA